Molecule: messenger RNA, 1299 nt
Organism: Heteronotia binoei (common prickly gecko)
Lineage: Eukaryota; Metazoa; Chordata; Lepidosauria; Squamata; Gekkonidae
Product: zinc finger protein 180-like
Exons: 2
Coding region: 1-1299 (432 amino acids)
Biological process (GO): regulation of transcription by RNA polymerase II
Molecular function (GO): DNA-binding transcription factor activity, RNA polymerase II-specific; RNA polymerase II cis-regulatory region sequence-specific DNA binding
Source: RefSeq, a predicted model, not a curated record
AUGCAUCAAAUAACUCACACAGGGGAGAAACCUUUUGAAUGCUCAGUGUGUGGAAAGAGAUUCAGUCGGAAGAACUAUCUUCAAUUGCAUCAAAUAACUCACACAGGGGAGAAACCUUUUGAAUGCUCAGUGUGUGGAAAGAGAUUCAGUCAGAGUGGCAAUCUUCAGCUGCAUCAAAGAACCCACACAAAGGAGAAACCUUUUGCAUGCUCAGAGUGUGGAAAGAGAUUCCGUCACAGUGGCAGUCUUCAGCUGCAUCAAAGAAUCCACACGGGAGAGAAACCUUUUGAAUGCUCAGAGUGUGGAAAGAGAUUCAGUCGGAGUGGCAGUCUUCAGCUGCAUCAAAGAAUGCACACGGGGGAGAAAACAGCAUCUGAGAACCCAUCAGGGGAGAAACCUUUUGAAUGCUCAGUGUGUGGAAAGAGAUUCAGUCAGAGUUGCCAUCUUCAGGUGCACCAAAGAACCCACACAGGGGAGAGACCUUUUCAAUGCUCAGUGUGUGGAAAGAGAUUCAGUCAGAGUGGCUGUCUUCGACAGCAUCAAAUAACUCACACAGAGGAGAAGCCUUUUGAAUGCUUAGUGUGUGGAAAGAGAUUCAGUCAGAGUGGCUAUCUUCGACAGCAUCAAAUAACUCACACAGGGGAGAAGCCUUUUGAAUGCUUAGUGUGUGGAAAGAGAUUCAGUCAGAGUGGCCAUCUUCGACAGCAUCAAAUAACUCACACAGGGGAGAGGCCUUUUGAAUGCUUAGUGUGUGGGAAGAGAUUCCAAAAAGCUGAAGAAAACCAGGGUGCACGUACCUUCCUGAUUAAUUGGUUGGCUUCUACUCUCAACCUAGAAAAUGGCGUCGCCCCAAUCAUUGAAACUGCGUUUCGCCUGGGGCCUCCUAAACAGCGCUCAACAGAAUUCCCCCGAGACAUCAUUGCCACCUUCCCCGAUGCCUGCACCAGGGAAAGCAUUUUAGCCAAAGCCCGCUCUGAAAAUGGACUGCUAUUCAACAACAAGAGGAUCCCUGUUCUUUUGGAUCUGUCUCCAGAGACGCUACAACAUCGCAAAGAACUGCGCCCGAUCGUCUCCUGCCUGAUAGAAAACAAAAUCCGCUUCAGAUGGUCUACUCCAGUCCAACUUCUCGUGGUGCCCCAGGGCCAGCGCCUGACUGCCUCCAAUCCUGCUUCUGGGCGGGAGCUUCUUGCCUCUCUCCGCCUUGAACGGCCUGCCUCGUCUUCUUCCGAACGGACGGACUCCUCUGCCAGCCAGCUCGGGCUAGAACGAUCGUCUUCAAGCCAUCGAAGGAAGCGUUAA